This is a messenger RNA of Micropterus dolomieu (smallmouth bass), 4035 nucleotides long. RefSeq names its product mcf.2 cell line derived transforming sequence-like b (gene mcf2lb). Gene Ontology annotation, cellular component: extrinsic component of membrane; cytoplasm. The annotation marks the transcript as partial. Gene Ontology annotation, molecular function: guanyl-nucleotide exchange factor activity; protein binding. The record is from RefSeq and is a predicted model, not a curated record. Lineage: Eukaryota; Metazoa; Chordata; Actinopteri; Centrarchiformes; Centrarchidae. The transcript is spliced from 31 exons. Gene Ontology annotation, biological process: intracellular signal transduction; positive regulation of Rho protein signal transduction.
UCUGCUAACUUUCAGCGUCACGUUCUGCCGCUCGCUCUCUCUCGCUCACUCGGCCUCACACAGGAUACACAGGGAGCUGCCGAGCGUCACCAUGCUCGCGGAGGUAGAGGAGAUAAUGGCAGCCCCAUCAUUGUGUUCCCAGAAUUUCCUUCGUUUGGAGAGAUCACAGACAGAGAAUUUCACAACGUGCUGACAUACCUGACUAGCGUGCCCAGUUUAUCUUCAACAGACGUGGGAUUCAUCCUGGUGAUUGAUCGCCGGCAAGACCGAUGGGCGGCCGUCAAAGGGACCCUGCUUCGUAUCGCAGGCUCCUUCCCGGGGAACCUCCAGCUGGUACUGGUUCUGAGGCCCACUACCCUCCUGCAGCGUACACUCUCCGACAUCCUCUUCAAGUUCAACAAGGAUGAGUUCAAGAUGAAGGUGCCGGUGAUUAUGCUGAGCUCAAUAACUGAGCUGCACUCCUACAUCGACCGCACCCAGCUGACCCAGGAACUCGGGGGAACACAGGAGUACUGCCAUGAGAAGUGGAUCUCUCACCGCACUGCUAUUGAAGGCUUUGCGUUGUUGGUAAAGAAAACAGCACAGACUCUGCAGUCAUUUGGCACCGAGCUUGCUGAAACCGAACUCCCCAAUGAAAUCCAGGCCACAAACAUCCUGCUGGGCACACACACCAACAAGAAAGACAAAAUGAAGGAGGAUCUGCUGGUGGCUCUGGGUCAGGGCAGCAGACUGCUGGAGAGCAUCAAUGAGCCUGUAGUGCGAAACCCCGACCACAACAUGAACCAGGAUGAAAUGGAGAACAUGGCUACAGUGCAAAGACUGCUGUCUCAGCUGGACGAGACAGAAAGGGCUUUCGAUGAGUUCUGGGUGAGGCAUCAGACCAAACUGGAGCAGUGUCUCCAACUGCGCCACUUUGAGCACAACUUCAGAGAGGUGAGGGCUCUGCUGGAUCAGGUGUCUGAGAAACUUGCAACCUUCUCUGAGGUGGGAAUCAGCCCAGCCCACGUGGACCACAUCUUCUGUGAACUCACCACCUAUGAGGAGAGAGUCUGUGAGGUGCUGGAGAGAGCCUUGUCGUUGGCCCGUGAGGGUGAUGAACUGAUCCAGAACUUGCACUAUGCCGAGGACUCCAUUCAGCCCAAAUGCAGCGAGCUCAGAGCAGUCAAUGAGAAUGUUAGCAGCAACCUGAGGGCCAAGAAGGACCACCUCCUCAAAGCUAAGGAGCUACACCACUGUUUGGAAAGGGCUUCUAAAUGGGUUGAUGAUGGUAUAUACCUGCUGGCAUCUCAGCCUGUAGACAAGUGUCAAUCACAUGAGGGGGCAGAGUUAGCCCUGCAGGAGCUAGAGCGUUACCUGGAUAAUGCAGGCCAGAACCAACUGACAGACCUCAAUACCAUUUGGAGUGAAUAUGAGGCGGUGCUCAACCAGAAGUUCAGGGACCAAGUGGAGAAGGUUUUCCAGAAGCAGGCGUCCAUGCAGGAGAUGUUCGACAAGAGGAGGGUCAGUCUGAAGAAGCUAGCAGCCAAACAGACCAGGCCGGUGCAGCCGGUAGCCCCCAGACCUGAAGCCUUCAUAAAAUCCCCUCUCAGCUCGCCUGCACACAGAGCACAGCAGGAGAAAAACUGCUCAGAGACAGACUCUGGGAACGACUGUGAGAAAGGAAAUGGCCAACUGCAGAACGGAGACAGUAACAGCAGACAUGCCUCUCUGUCAGAGGAGGAGGAGAACCUGGCGGUGCUCAGGAGGCACGUCAUGAACGAGCUCCUGGAAACUGAGAGAGCCUACGUGGAGGAGCUGCUCUGUGUAUUACAGGGAUAUGCCUCUGAGAUGGAUAAUCCAGCAAUGGUCCAUCUCAUACCCACUCCUUUGCAGAACAAAAAGGAGGUUCUGUUUGGCAACAUGUCAGAAAUCUACCACUUCCACAAGAGGACAUUUCUGAGGGAGUUGGAGCAGUACACCGACUGCCCAGAGCUAGUUGGAAGGUGUUUUCUAGAGAGGAUGACAGACCUGCAGAUCUAUGAGAAGUACUGUCACAACAAGCCUCGCUCUGAAAGCCUUUGGAGGCAAUGCUCAGACUGUGCCUUCUUCCAGGAGUGUCAGAAAAAACUGGAGCAUAAACUGGGCUUAGAUUCAUAUCUGCUGAAGCCUGUUCAGAGGAUUACCAAAUAUCAGCUGCUACUGAAGGAAAUGCUGAAGUACAGUAAGAGCUGUGAGGGGGCCGUUGACCUGCAGGAGGCACUGACAUCCAUCUUAGGCAUCCUCAAAGCUGUCAAUGACUCCAUGCACCUCAUCGCCAUUACAGGAUAUGAGGGUAAUCUGAGUGAGCUGGGUAAGCUACUGAUGCAGGGGUCAUUCAGCGUGUGGACUGAGCACAAAAAAGGUCAUGCCAAAGUUAAGGAUCUGGCCCGUUUCAAGCCUAUGCAGAGGCACCUCUUCCUCCACGAGAAGGCCCUGCUUUUCUGCAAGAGGAGGGAGGAGAAUGGGGAAGGCUAUGAGAAAGCUCCCUCAUACAGCUUCAAACAAUCUAUGAAUAUGAGUGUUGUUGGCAUCACUGAGAAUGCAAAAGGAGACAACAAGAAGUUUGAAAUCUGGUGUAACUCCAGAGAAGAGGUCUAUAUUGUUCAGGCACCAACGGCUGAAGUAAAAACCACUUGGGUAAAUGAGAUCAGGAAGGUUCUGACUACCCAGCUGGAAGCGUGCAGAGCCAGCCAGCAGAGGGCACCGGAGCAGGUUUUCCAGUUCCCUCCUGUGCAAAGUGGAUCAGUGAGUCUCAGUCCAUUCAAGUCCGGACAGAAGAGCUUUAAAAGGGGAGAGGAGAAGAAAGCAGAGCCCUGUAGCCCAGAUGCCAACUCCUCUUCUUCACCAAAGCCCACUGGAAAAGAUGAGGCUGUGACAAGCCCUACCUCAGACAGAGCUGCUGUGGCUAAAAAGCGCUUUACUUUACAGGGCUUCAGUAACCUCAAAGCACAGAAAGGAUCUCCCACAAGCCCUGAUCACAAGACGAAACGCCAGAGCGAUCCCACGCCAUUCGGCUUCAAAGGCUGGAACAAGGCCUCCCUGUCGCUGGAUGCCUCAGAGGAGCAUGACGGCUACUCCAGUGCCGAGGAUCCUCUUAACUCUGACCCAGAGGACGACAACGGCAAGAAGCUGUGUGCUGGCAAAUAUACAGUGAUGGCUGACUAUGAGAAGGGCGGCGCUCAAGAGCUCUCAGUGAAGAGCGGCGAAAUGGUGCAGGUGAUCAAGGAGGGGGAUGACGGACAGUGGCUUGUACGUAACCUGACCUCUUCUAAAGAGGGCUGGAUGGCAGCUGCUAACCUUAUCACACUCCUUGGAAAGUCCAAGUCGUGCCAGUCUCUCACCAGCUCAGAAGGCAGUGGUUCUGGAAACCUCAGCACAUCAUCCAGCUGCAGUGAGACCUACACAAGCUUCUCUGACAUCAAACCCUGAACUCCUCCGCACUUCCUCCAUCACCAAACUGCCCGCAAAUGCUAGCUAGUUUCCACAGAAAGCUGUAUUUUUCAUGUACAUGCACCAGUUAUUAAGAUAAUGUUAUACAUGUGCACAUGUUAUAGAUUUGAUUGUGAAGCAAUUGUGCGGUGAAGAUAAAUACAUCACAGACAGUAUGUCUGUGAAGGUUCUCAGUCAUAGUUAUCCAAAGAAGGUUAAAGUCAAGGGCAAUUGGACUUGGUUGAAGAUACUUGAAGACGUUUCGUCUCUCAUCCAAGAGACUUCUUCAAUUCUGAAAUGACUGGAAGGGAAACUCAGCUCAGGACGACCAGGUGCACAUUUUAGAAAGAGCAUGGAUGGUUUGAAAAAGGUGUCAAGGAAUCCAUCUAUACCCGGUUUGAGAAGCUGUCACUGAACAAAGGAGGAGGUCUACGCCCCACUUACAAUGCUGUCCUUUGAUGGUCAUUCACACUUGGCCAUGGGUGGUUCUGAUGACCAUAACGACUGUCAUUACCACAGCCAGGAGCACUAACGAACCAGCGGUAUCGACGAUCCUGGCAAACAAUCCCACCGUGGUCAAAUAGCUGA